AUGUUCUGCCCUGACGGAUUGUAUUUUAACCCUAAAACUUUGCAGUGUGAUUGGAAACAAAAUGUCAUUUGCAGUACAGAAAGCUUAAUUGAAAACGAGCAAAUUCCAGAAGAUGCUGAAGUGUAUGAAAAUGAUUCUAGAGAAAUUAACAACUCAAAAGUGGAAGACGACAAUGUUGAAGAUAAUCCCAAUGAAAGGGAGAAAUCAGACAUGGAGUUUUUAGAAAAUGGUUGUCCAGUUGAUUCCAAUGUGCAUUGGCUUUUGCCUCAUGAAAAUGAUUGUAACCUCUUUUACUAUUGUGUUUGGGGAAAGAAAGUACAACAAAAAUGCCCUAGUACCCUACAUUUCAAUAAGAAAUUACAGGUGUGCGAUUGGCCCGAGGACGCCGGAUGCGUGAAGUCUUCAGAAGAAACGUCGGGAGGUGACAGCUCUGAAGCAGACACUUCAGAAGUGGAUGCUUCGGAAGAAGAUACGCCGGAAGUGGACUCGCCGGACAUGGACACUUCGGAAGAGGACACUUCAGAAGUUGAUACGCCGGAAGUGGACAGUUCGAAAGAGGACUCUACGGAAGUAGAGAAUCCGGGAGUGAAUUCUUCGGAACUGGACCCGCUGGAACUUCUGAGUUCUAAGAAAAUUGAGACAGUAGUUGAUGUUAAAAUA
This is a messenger RNA of Iphiclides podalirius (scarce swallowtail), 660 nucleotides long. NCBI's taxonomy places the organism in Eukaryota, Metazoa, Arthropoda, Insecta, Lepidoptera, Papilionidae. The record is from the annotation of a GenBank genome assembly.